UUCCCCCCAGUAGGUUUUACUGCACUUGACAUGUUAGUCUGUUUCUGUGUUGUACACUCCUAGCCUGGAUCUUAUUGCUCUGCUGCUUACUUCAAGUCCCUUCAGAAGGAAACCAUGGCCGAGCAGGCCGCGGGAUCCCCGCCCUCGUCCCGGCAUGACGACGAGCUGCAGCAGCGAGAGCAGGCCCUGGAGCGGCAGAGGGCCGAGUUUGGCAAACUCAAGCAGCAGCUCGAGGCCGAGUUCAACCAGAAACGAGCCAAGUUUAAAGACCUCUACUUGACCAAAGAAGAGGAGCUGAAGAGGCAAACGACGGCCCUGGAGGCCGCCCAGGCUGAGCUGAGCGCCAUCCAGGCCGAGCUGUCUCAAGCCCAGGGCGAGAUGGAGACCAUCAAAGCGGUGGCCACCGUGUCAGAGAACACCAAGCAGGAGGCCAUCGACCAGGUCCGCAGCCAGUGGCAGGAAGAGGUGGCCUCGCUGCAGGCCAUCAUGAAAGAAACCGUCUGCGAGUACGAGGUCCAGUUCCACCAGCGUCUGGAGCAGGAGCGAACCCAGUGGGGCCAGUACCGGGAGGCCAUGGAGAGGGAAGUGGGCGACCUGAGACGCCGGCUCACUGAGGGCCAGGAGGAACAGAAUCUGGAGAACGAUAUGAAAAAAGCUCAGGAGGAUGCAGAGAAGCUUCGCUCGGUGGUGAUGCCCAUGGAGCAGGAGAUCGCCACACUCAAAGCUAAGCUGACAACAGCUGAGGACAGAGUCAGGGAACUGGAAGCGUCUAAGGUCAAGGAGCUCAAUCACGUUCUGGAGGCCGAGAAGUCUUGCCGCACGGACCUGGAGAUGUACGUGGCGGUGCUCAACACGCAAAAGUCGGUACUACAGGAGGAUGCAGAGAAACUGCGCAAAGAGCUACAUGAAGUGUGUCACAAACUGGAGCUGGAGCGUCAGCAGCACAACCAGCUCAAGCACACGUGGCGGAGAGCCAACGACCAGUUCCUGGAGUCCCAGCGCCUCCUCAUGAGGGACAUGCAGAGGAUCGAGAGUGUGCUCUCGUCAGAGCAGCUCCGGCAGGUGGAGGAGAUGAAGAAGGAAGACCAGGAGGAGGACGAGAAAGAAAGGCUGAGCCAAGUGAAGGAUCUCCAUGAGGAAGAUGGCGGAGACAACACAGAGCCCCUGGAGGAUUUAUUCCUCGGUCUCAGCGUCGAGGAGAUGUCGACCAACCACAGCGCCCACGGCUCCAUGCACUCCCUGGACGCUGACUUGGUGACGGGGGGCCUGGCGGAUCCUUACAAGGACAACUUGCGAAGAGUCCAGUCGACAGACAGCCUCGGUUCCUCGCUAUCUGCCCAGCAGGGCCUGGGCGGUCAGAACCACAAGGCCAAGUCAGCCAGCCACUUGGACGAGUCGGACUUUGGGCCCUUGGUGGGGGCAGACUGCGGGGUCGCGGACAGUAGUUUUGGCGAGACCUCAUCCAUCAGCUCUAUAAAGCUCACAGCCAGCCACUUCCUGCUGACAAAAGACCAAGAGAAGGCCAUUAAAGCCAUGACACCCGAGCAGGAGGAGACUGCGUCGUUGCUGUCCAGCAUCUCUCAAGCCCCCGACACUGCUUAUCUACCUCCUUCAGGCUACCGGCUGGUCAGCGACAGCGAGUGGAACCUGCUGCAACAAGAGGUGAAGAACGCCGGCAGGAAGCUGGGCCGUCGUUGCGACAUGUGCUCCAACUACGAGAAGCAGCUGCAGGUUCUCCAGAAACAAGAAGCCGAGACGCGAGAUCAGGUGAAGAAAUUGCAGGCGAUGCUGCGUCAGGCCAACGAUCAGCUGGAAAGGACGAUGACCGAGAAACAGAACCUGGAAGACUCUGUCAAGACGGGAAACGAGGAAACGUCCACUAAGGUGGCCGCCCUCAUGCAAAGAGUCCAGGAGUCGGAGACGCUGCUCGGCACGCUACAAGAGGCCUUCAGUGACGCUAAGAGGAACACACAAGAACAGAUGGCUGUGCUGGUGCAGUCGAGAGAGCAAGUGGCAGACGAGCUCAGCCGACUACAGCGGGACAACGAGAGCCUGCAGGGAAAACACCGUCUCCACACAGAGCUGCAGCAACAAGAGGGCUUCACCAUGCCCAGCACUGUGCAAGAUCUCCAGUCCAAGGUGUUACAGCUGCGGGAGGACACGGUGGCGCUGCGGACGUCCGCCGACCACAUGGAGGAGAAGCUGAUGGCGGAAAUUCUCUUCUUGAAGGAGCAGAUCCAGGCAGAGCAGUGCCUCAAAGAAAAUCUCGAGGAUACGCUGCAGCUGGAGAUCGAGAGCUGUAAGGAGGAGAUCGCGUCGUUCUCAACUUUGAAGACGGAGUUGGAGCAGACAAAGGCAGAGAAGGAGCAGUUGCGGAGCAGGUUAGCAGAAAAGACAGAGACACUGGAGAGCAUCCAGGCCUUGAGGAUGAGUCUUGAGCAGCAUCUUAAAGAGCUCAGUGCAGUCAAGGGGGCGCUAGAGAGUCAGGUGUUGGAAGAGAAGGACAAGGCUCAGCGCUUGCAAACGGAGCUGGACGUCAGCGAGCAGGUCCAGAAGGACUUUGUGAAGCUAUCUCAGACCCUUCAGGUCAAGCUGGAGCGAAUACGGCAGGCCGACUCGUUGGAUGGAAUCCGAUUAAUCCUCAACGACACCAACUUGACUGAUAUCAACCAGCUUCCGGAGACAUGAUGGCACAUGUCUGCACAUGGACUGCCUUCAGAAUCACAUUCCCACCCUCGCCACCUCUUUCUCCAUCCCCACUAACAUUAUUGAUCUGACACUUCCAAGCCCCGCCUCCUCAUCUUCCAUAACCAGUGACGGCAGGAGGAGUCCAUGGCCUUUUUUUUUUUUUUUUUGUACAUUCAAUCACAAUGGAGACUAUGAAGAACACUAAUAAAACAUGUGAAGACGACAUGUUUGUGUAUGAAAGUCUCCCUGUAGAUGUUCCUUCUGUAGAUAGAACUUUAAGUAACUUUUAUUUGUCCAAUGAGCUCAACCAAAAAGAAAAGUUUGUCGUCAUCUAAAAGCACUUAUGCUGUGCUGCUUCUCUUUUCUGUCAAAUUGGUCCAUCUUUGUUCAACUCCCAUUUUUUCUGGCUAUUUGUAUGUGACAUUUUCCCACCUGCACACAACCUUAUAUACAUUUUGGCAAUGUACAAAAAAAACCUGCACAUGACUCACCGUGAUGAACGCAAAAAGCCGUGAGAGCUGCUGUGUUGUGCUUCUCUGAAGUUCUUUUUUUCUUCUUUUUAAAUAUGCAAAAAUACAGUGAAGAAACACGCAUUUGCCUUUUUUGGUUUUAUUCCUUUACUUUGACUUGUUGACAUGUUUUGGGGUUUUGUGCAUUAAGAUUACAUUUUAAACCUACAAUUAAUUUAUAAUAACUGGAAUAAUAAUGAGUAUUAUUAAAAAUACCUCAUUUAUAGUUUCAAAUACUAACUUGGUCAAUAAAAUAUCAACUGAAUCGUGCAACUGUGUUUUUUUAUUUUUUACUAACAAAACCCUGCAAUAAUUUAAACUAUUGUGGAGAAAACAUUUUUAAUAAUUAAAUAGAAAAUAGAUUUUUCCAAAAAUGAUUUAUGGUCAUAAUUAAUUUAACCUCAUACUAUUGUGGUUAAAUUUAAUUUGUUGUUUUUUUUAAUAAUAUUGUCAUUUUUAAUAUACUUAAAAAACAGUUUUUCCCAAUGUUCUCUGCAUGGAACAUGACACCACUACUUCUAAUAAUACUUUUUGGUAUAACAAAAAAAUACAAAUUAAUGUAUGUGGCAACCAAGAAGAAAAAAACGAUUAUCGUUAGAAAUAUAUUGUAACUGGAAAAAGUGUUGAAAAGUUCAAUGUUAUCAUGUCCAAUGUUAUUAGGCCCUAUUGAAAUUGUUUUGUUUAUUAUUAUUAUUAUUAUUAUUAUGUCUGAAAACUCAACAAUUUUUGAAGGCCCAUCAGGUCCGGCGAAAAAUAUAUUUUUGAGGGCCCGAACAUGAAAUUUGAAAUUUGACUUAGUAGUGCCCCUUUUAAAAAUUAGGAAAAAAAAUGACCCCCCCACUACCAGAUUAACGUAUUAUCACAAAAAUCCGUGGCGACGUCUAUCAUGCAAGGAUGUGUGACAAUCUGUCGCUUCAUUUCUGUUUGUUUUCCCCGUUCUUGUAUUUACUUCCUAUUCAGUGCUCUUAUUUUGGUUUCCACUUCCUCCUUGUUCCGCUGACUACUGUUCAUUUCACACACCUGCUGUUGAUUGGCAGCUGGUCCACACACCUGCUGCCAAUCAACAUGUACGCUAUUUAUGCCUUGUCUCGAGCAUUCCUCAGUGCUCGAUGAUAAUUCUAUGUUUGGAACUUCUGUUUGCAAGACUGCUUCAUGUUUUUCUUUUGAUGAGAAUUAAAGUAAUCUUACCUGCUC
Messenger RNA from Nerophis ophidion (straightnose pipefish), 4391 nucleotides. It is a transcript of the gene rabep1, whose product is annotated as rabaptin, RAB GTPase binding effector protein 1. Gene Ontology annotation, biological process: endocytosis. Gene Ontology annotation, cellular component: intracellular membrane-bounded organelle. The coding region runs from base 115 to 2688 and encodes 857 amino acids. Lineage: Eukaryota; Metazoa; Chordata; Actinopteri; Syngnathiformes; Syngnathidae. The transcript is spliced from 18 exons. Gene Ontology annotation, molecular function: growth factor activity; GTPase activator activity. The record is from RefSeq and is a predicted model, not a curated record.